AUGGUGUUUUUUCUCGGAAGAAGCGCGUUCGGCGGAAAUGUGUCCCGUUUUGUCCACUCUGCAUCGGCGCUUCCCGCGUCCCUCGCGGCAGGGCAGAGGUCGCUUCACGCCGGCGAACGGGCCUCGCUGAGCAAAACAUUCAGCGCCAGAGACGUGGCGCUUUUCGCUGAGCUGACGGGGGACACGAACCCUCUCCACCUCGACCCCGAAUACGCCAGGACGACCUCUUUCGAGGCCCCCAUUGUUCACGGGGUGCUGAUUAACGGCCUGAUCUCGGCGGUCCUGGGGACCAAGUUGCCCGGGAAGGGCUGCGUAUUCCUCUACCAGGAAAUACGCUUUCCGGCGCCCCUUUAUGUCGGGGAGGAGGUUGUGGCGGAAGCGGAGGUCAAGAAGAUCAAAAUGUCCUUCGCUUUUAUUUCCGUUUCCUGCGCUGUCAAAGACAAAGUGGUCAUGGAGGGAGAGGUCAUGGUCAUGAUGCCGCGGGACGCGCAACAAUCGGGAACUUGAGCGAUUUUCGCUUUUCCACGCGCUUUCGGGAAUUAAUUGCUUGCUCGUUUUUGUUCUUCUGAAAUGCAACGCUCAUAUAUUCUUUUUGUUUUGUUCGGUGAGUUUGAAUAAAAAUAGUGUGAGAAAAUAAA
Puntigrus tetrazona (Sumatra barb) is the source of this 638-nucleotide messenger RNA. Its product is annotated as hydroxyacyl-thioester dehydratase type 2, mitochondrial-like. NCBI's taxonomy places the organism in Eukaryota, Metazoa, Chordata, Actinopteri, Cypriniformes, Cyprinidae. The coding region runs from base 1 to 507 and encodes 168 amino acids. The transcript has a single exon. The record is from RefSeq and is a predicted model, not a curated record.